CAGUGUGUCGGACCGACCAUCGUUUCAUCACCAUCGCGGUUUCGUUACAACCAUCAUCAUCGAUACAUCCUCUUCAGCAAACUCAUUUUUUUUUUCUUCUUCUAUAUUUCUUUCAAUCAGAUCGAGAGAGAAACAUGCCUGAGAACUGCAAAUCGUGCACGAUGAGGGACGCCAACAACAACACGUAUCCAGGUCCGAUCGGCGGGAAAUCCUCGUCGGGGAAGACCAAAAGCGUACAGGUGACUGCGAAAGUCCUCUUCGGCUCGGUGCAAGCCAUCACCAGGUUGAAGCAGGAGGAGAAGGCGGCCAGGGAGAACAAACGCAUCUAAAAACAAUAACAACGCAAUUCAGCGCAUUCGCGGUGGUUCUCCUCGUGGGUUCCACCCUGACGACACCGACGGUUACGCAACUGACGAAGACGACUGUAAAUACAACGACGAACGACGAUGCUUUGGAUAGGAUUCUUUUGGACGACGAUGAUUGGAGCAUGCCCCAGGCGGAAGUGGACGAAGCCGUCGUCGAGGGGCUGCAGAUGAUGCACGACCUGCACCACGUCAAAGAACCCGAACUCUACAACCUAGGACUAUUCCUGAACGAGAACGAACCUGCGGCGCGCGUUGCCAUGUUCAGCGCUCCCAAUCCCAGAGCCCAGAUGCAGGCGAGGUUCGGGUACGCGGCGGUCCAGGCCUCUCUGAAGCUACGCAAGAAAUUUGCGGACAGCCGAAGCAGGCAGAACCCGGAGACGGUGGAGCUGCUGAGGUCAUCGGUUUUCGCUGAUCAGUGUCCUCUGCGCGGUCUUCCGAGAUGUCCACCGGCUUCUCUUCGGUACCGAACUUCAGAUGGGGCAUGCAACAAUAUAGCGGAACCCUGGAAGGGUGCUUCCAUGUUACCGAUGCAGCGCUUCCUUCUGCCGCAGUACGAGGAUGGCGUCCAAAGUCCGCGAGCUUCGCUCCUCGGUUUCCCAUUGCCGUCGCCGAGGGAGAUCAGCAUUCGCGUGCAUCGGGAUCGAGACGUGGAGAUGAGCACGGUGACGAUGAUGUUCAUGCAGUGGGGUCAGUUCCUCGAUCACGAUGUCACCUCGACAGCCCAAACGAGAGCGUUCAACAGAUCCAUACCGAGAUGCUGCGCUCCAGGAGGCACCGGUUUUCUACCACCUGACUUUCUGCAUCCGGAUUGCAUGCCGAUUGCGGUGCCGGAAGAUGAUAGGUUCUUGGGAAGGUUCGGUAUUCGGUGCAUAGAGUUCAUCAGGAGUGCACCGUCUUCACGAAUCGAUUGUCAUCUUGGUUGGAGGGAGCAGAUUAAUCAAGUGACCAGUUACAUUGAUGCUUCAACUGUUUACGGAAGCGACGCGCAGAAAGCUGAUUCUCUGAGGUUGUUCAGAGGUGGACUGCUGCAAUACGGAAGACCGAGGAACGUGCAGAAUCCUCCGGAUCCACCGGGCGGUGAAAUCUGCAGAUUGGGAGCCGUGUCUCCUCAAUGCUUCAAAGGCGGAGAUUCCCGAGCCGGAGAGCAGACGGGUCUCACGGCUUUUCACACAGUUUUCCUCAGGUACCACAACCGUUUGGCCGCUGCUUUGGGUCAACUCAAUCCCCAUUGGAGCGACGAGAAGAUUUACCAAGAGACGCGACGCAUAGUUGGCGCACUCAUCCAACAGAUCACUUACAAAGAGUUUCUACCUGUGCUGCUUGGGGAAGAAGUCAUGCGAUUGUUCGAUCUUGAUUUACUCCAGAAGGGUUACUACAACGGAUACGAUGGUAGAGUAAACCCAUCUCCUGCUAAUUCCUUCAGCGCGGCGGCCUUCAGAUUUGGUCACAGCCUCGUGCAGAACUCUUACGUGCGCAGCGACCCUCUUCACAGACCCAUUUUCAACAAUGUGACGAUCCACAACGAACAAGCCAAUCCGGAGAACAUCUGGAGCUUCGGCUCUUUGGAUCGCGUCAUCUUGGGCUUCUCCAAUCAACCCUCGCAACGCAGAGACGAAUUCAUAGCGCGAGAGCUCACUCAACAUCUCUUCCAAUCACCGGGUCAACCUUUCGGCAUGGAUUUGGCCGCUUUGAACAUACAAAGAGGUAGAGAUCACGGCGUUCCUUCCUACACUUCUUGGAGGGAACCCUGCGGCUUAACACCAGUAGACACUUGGGAGGAUCUCGAAGCUUUGAUGUCUUUCGAGACGAUCCAAAGAUUUCGCAGUCUUUACACGCACGUAGAAGACAUCGAUUUGUACCCUGGGGGAUUAGCCGAAAGGCCGGUUCGUGGUGGAGUUGUAGGACCAACCUUUGCAUGUAUCAUAGCACAACAAUUUAGCAACUUCCGGAAAGGCGAUCGCUUCUGGUACGAGAACGGUAACUUCGAAUCUUCCUUCACUCCCGCACAAUUGCAGCAAAUAAGACGCUUAACUUACGCGCACAUUUUAUGCCACGUGCUUCCCGAAGUUCAAACUCUUCAGCCGUUCGUUUUCCUCACCUCGGACAACUUCAGGAACGAGCGUUUAUCGUGUAAAAGUCCAGAAUUGGAUAACUUCGAUAUUAGGGCUUGGGCGGAAAGGCAGUUUGAUUUCACCAGUGCCAACGUGAUCGACGAUAAAAUAGACAAUAUAAGAGUUAAAAUCGAGGAGUUUGGUAAAGAGGCGAAAGUCACCCUCACCAAUAAACUGAACUUCGGCAAGAAUAAAACCGUUGACAACAAGUUGAACUUUAACUCGACGACGCUGGAGAAGCUGCAGAUUGUCGAAGUUAGCGACAAAAUCGAUUUUGAUUUAAGUGGUAAGAAGAAAGAUCAAUUGACUGAAGAUUUUGAUGUGUUGUUCUUCACGUCCAAUAAAGGCGUGGAGAAAGAUAAUAAGGGUGACAUCAAGAGGAAAGACGUUGAUAUUAAUCAGAUCUUCGAUUUUAAUAAAAAGGUGUUUAAGAGGAGUUUGAGUGAUUACGAUUAUGAUUACGAGGAGGAAGAAGGUAGAAAGAAUAAGAAACGGAAGAAGAAGCCUACCAGGAGAGUCACGACAACGAGGAGAACAACAAAGAAGUCUUCUCCAAUAACAUCGGAUUUUUAUAAUCCCUUGAAGAUCAAGGUUACUAAUAUUACCACGUCGACUGUGAAUUUGAAUGAUGAUAAGUAUGGUAAUAGUAAUUACCAUUACAGACCUCGACCUUAUUACCCGGACGAUGAUCUCUUCGUGCUCCAUCCGACGAUAUCUAAACCCAAUCGAAAGGUGACGUACAUCCAGAACGUGGUGAAGACAACGGAAAGACCUCGAUCGCCCGAGUAUCAAGUCAACAUCAACAUCCAAUAUUUAUCCCCGAGCACUCCAAAAACUGAUAUAAUCAUCAAGAAACCGCACAUCGAGAUCCUGCAAAGCCAGUACUUGCCUGUGCAGAAUUACCAGACGAAGAGACCCAAACCUGUGCAAAGCACAACCAAAAGAACCGAUCCCUACUCGCUAUACGAAUACCCGACAAAGUUCAGUAGUUACGCGACGCAAAGACCUUACGAAGACGUGACCAGACGACCCAGACCGAGACCAAGACCACCGACUUACGACAACCCCAGACCCUACGACUAUGACAGUACUGAAAGACCCUUAUACCAAUAUUACGACAAGGUGACGCAACGACCGACCCACUAUUAUUACAAUGACGACGACAUUAAGUACGAGAACAGACCGUUUUCGACGUCGAAAAGACCUUACAUUUACAAACCGUCGCAGAGUUAUUUGGCCCUUUUCGGGGAGGCGACUGAACGACCCUCGUACUCUUCGGCGUACGUGGAGAAGGUCACCCGCAUCCCCGGUUACCUCUAUUUACAGAACACCGAUAAAUAUUAUAAAGAGACCGGCGACGAUGAGCGCAAGUUCGUGAAGAUCUCCUCGGUGCAAGGCAACAAAUACCUGAGUAAUCGCGAGGAGUUCAUAAACACGGCCCAGCAGAAGGAAGGCGAUUUAGAACUCGAAACGAAUUCAAACGCGCAAGACAGAUCAGAUGAUGUUGAUAAACUGCUGGUGGAUGUUAUACCAAGGGAGAGCAGAAAUGGAGAUUGGCUUAUGUUCGAUGAAGACACGGAAAUCUCAAAAUUCCUAAACCCCAUGUAUCGCACGGUGACCGACACGGCCAGGGAAUUACCGAAACCUUUACGCGCUUUCUGGGACAGACCAACAUUCAAGAAGACCUAAUUUACACGACAGACAGACAGAUUAAUUUAAACAUUACCUAACGGAAAUUUUAGACAGACAAUUUGACCUGUACAUAUUUACCUAUGACUUAGUAUUUAUUCUAUAUUUAUAUCGUAAUCUUAUUAUUUAUUUAUUUACACGCCUAGUUUCGACGGUGCACGUGCGACCAGACGCAAAGAUAUUUCAAGACAUCGCCUAAACUAGGCUUAAUUUAAGAUGACUUAAAACUUUCUCGAAGGAGAAAAGUGUACGAUUAACCGGCUACAAGAAAGCU
Molecule: messenger RNA, 4439 nt
Organism: Nicrophorus vespilloides
Lineage: Eukaryota; Metazoa; Arthropoda; Insecta; Coleoptera; Silphidae
Product: thyroid peroxidase-like
Exons: 8
Coding region: 488-4165 (1225 amino acids)
Biological process (GO): response to oxidative stress
Molecular function (GO): peroxidase activity; heme binding
Source: RefSeq, a predicted model, not a curated record